AUGUGUUGCCGACUGCUCACUUCUUUUCUCUAUUUCUUUCUUUUUCUUCAUUUGGUUUACUCGUCGAUCGAUUUCGAAACCGAAGAAAAUCGAUAUGGAUUGUCGAUUCCAAAAGAUGCGAAACAUCGACCGGAAGUUUUGAAUCGAGUGGAUGAGUUGAGGGAUCAGGGAUCAUUGCUUUUCGGUGAUGUGCCAGAGAAUCGGUGUUUCUGCAGUUACGGGCACGAGGCGGGGGUUUGCGAUCGAAACGAAACGUGCAUCAAGCACCCAUUGGCCGCCUGUUAUCACGCGAUCGAAUUGAUUUCGAAGACGAGGAAUACGAUUUCAAUGAAA
This is a messenger RNA of Mesorhabditis belari, 333 nucleotides long. NCBI's taxonomy places the organism in Eukaryota, Metazoa, Nematoda, Chromadorea, Rhabditida, Rhabditidae. The record is from the annotation of a GenBank genome assembly.